Molecule: messenger RNA, 1364 nt
Organism: Bacillus rossius redtenbacheri
Lineage: Eukaryota; Metazoa; Arthropoda; Insecta; Phasmatodea; Bacillidae
Exons: 3
Coding region: 117-1154 (345 amino acids)
Source: RefSeq, a predicted model, not a curated record
CGCCAAGUUAUUACCGCUGUGGCUUGCGUCGGUAAAGUUUAUCGGGUUAUUGAAAUAAUAUUUAAUACUUAAAAUGAGUCGUAUAGGACAAGGUGAUCAACUGAUCAACCCUGGACAUGUGGAAGUUGUCCAAGAGCCAGGUCAUGCUCCGGGCGCUCAACCGGUUGCUGGUCAACCGCAGGAUGGCCCGGGCGCUCAACAGGUGCAGGGUCAACCACAGGGUGGCCCAGGCGCUCAACCGGCGGCGGGCCUACCGCAGGGUGGUCCAGGCGCUCAACCGGCAGCGGGCCAACCGCAGGGUGGUCCAGGUGCUCAACCGGCGGCGGGCCAACCGCAGGGUGGUCCAGGCGCUCAACCGGCGGCGGGCCAACCCCAGGUUGGCGCAGGCGCUCAACCGGCGGCGGGCCAACCGCAGGGUGGUCCAGGCGCUCAACCGGCGGCGGGCCAACCGCAGGGUGGUCCAGGCGCUCAACCGGCGGCGGGCCAACCGCAGGGUGGUCCAGGCGCUCAACCGGCGGCGGGCCAACCGCAGGGUGGUCCAGGCGCUCAACCGGCUGCGGGCCAACCGCAGGGUGGCGCAGGCGCUCAACCGGCGGCGGGCCAACCGCAGGGUGGUCCAGGCGCUCAACCGGCGGCGGGCCAACCGCAGGGUGGUCCAGGCGCUCAACCGGCAGCGGGCCAACCGCAGGGUGGUCCAGGCGCUCAACCGGCGGCGGGCCAACCGCAGGGUGGUCCAGGCGCUCAACCGGCAGCGGGCCAACCGCAGGGUGGUCCAGGCGCUCAACAGGUGGACGGUCAACCGCAGGGUGGCCCGGGCGCUCAACCGGCAGCAGGCCAACCGCAGGGUGGUCCAGGCGCUCAACCGGCAGCAGGCCAACCGCAGGGUGGUCCAGGCGCUCAACAGGUGGACGGCCAACCGCAGGCUGCUGCAGGUGGACCGGUCAACGACCCAGUUGUUCCGCUGUGGCCACACAUCCUGGACAACCCCCCUGUGUUCGGUGCUCAUUUUCAUGAACAAGUGCAUAUUCCGUGGGCAUCUGGUGAUGAUGGUGGCCUUGGACGCGGCCGUGCCCUUGGUCUUUUUCGUGGACGCGGUGGUCGUGGUCGUCCACGUGGCCACGGGCGUGGUGGUCCCGUUUGAGAUCCUAUGUUGAUCUUCCUUGAAGACUGAAAAAGAAGACUGAAGGAAGAAGAUUUUUGAAUAAAGCCAAGUAUUUAAGUAAAUUUUUGUAACAAAAUGUACCUGUGUGGAUAAUUACUAAGCAAUGGAAGUUAGUAGUGCUGUUUUUUUGGGUUUUAGGACCUAUUUUAAAUAAUGUAAUAUAUUGAGCUGUAAUUAAAGUUGUUUUGAAUUAAAAAGUUGA